GGUAUAAUCUAUAAAUUUAUUUCAAAUUACGAAUUUAAAAAUUGAGUGUAUAUUUCUGAAUUAUAUAGUAUGAGAAUAGAAUCUAAUAAGUAGAAUGCAGAAAGAAAGUAUGUGUAAAAAAGAAAGCAAUUUGUAGAUUGGGCCGACCCAUUUAAACAACAGGUUAAUAGGUUGUUAUUAUUAUUACCCGAAAAGAAAAGCAAACGCAGAAGCCAUCGUUGCAAAGGAGUGACCAAAACCAAACAUGUCCUCCCUUCGAAACGCCAUUCCCAGUCGUGCUCACAAAGAGCGUUCUCAACCGUCAGCGAGGAAAAAAUUCGGCUUGCUCGAAAAGCAUAAGGAUUAUGUCCAACGUGCUAAAGCAUUCCACAAGAAAGAGGAUACUUUACGGAAACUUAGGGAAAAAGCAGCUAAUAGGAAUGAAGAUGAGUUUUACUUCAAGAUGGUUAGAACAAAAACAGUUGAUGGAGUUCACAGACCAGAGAGUGAAGCAAAUAAGUACACUCAGGAAGAGCUUAUGCUUAUGAAGACGCAGGACAUGGGUUACAUUCUUCAGAAGGUUCAGAGUGAGAGAAAGAAAAUUGAAAGGCUAACUGCCUCGCUACACUCUAUUGAUAAUCAACCUGCAAACAAACAUGUUUUCUUUGCUGAGGACAGGGAAGAGGCUAAAGAGUUACAAUCAAGAUAUUCAAAAAGUGAAAUUCCUCUUACUAUCGAUAAUAUUCCUACUGGCAUUAAGAGGUACAUACAUCUGGCUUUAAAGACUAAAAUUAAUUCCUUUUUCUUCUGACAUCGUGUAUGAGAU
This is a messenger RNA of Vigna umbellata (rice bean), 805 nucleotides long. Lineage: Eukaryota; Viridiplantae; Streptophyta; Magnoliopsida; Fabales; Fabaceae. The record is from RefSeq and is a predicted model, not a curated record.